Molecule: messenger RNA, 1336 nt
Organism: Cutaneotrichosporon oleaginosum
Lineage: Eukaryota; Fungi; Basidiomycota; Tremellomycetes; Trichosporonales; Trichosporonaceae
Source: RefSeq, a predicted model, not a curated record
GAUUGACCAUACCUUCAACAUGAGCACCGCUACUCGUGCUGCCCCUCUGGUGCCAGCACAUUAUCGUAUAGCGGCUGUGCUGGCUGGUGGCGUGCUUGCUCGUCUUGCGUUGUUCGCAAGCCCCCUCCCAGGCAUGCUUGAGCGCCGGCCAGAGCUCACAUCCCCUAUCACGAGUGUGCGGAGCUUGCGUGAAGGCACCUUUCUGUACAAGCACACAUAUGACCCGUACGCUGGCGGGGUUUUCUUUCAUUCACCGCUGUAUCUACUCUUCUUCGCAUACGCAGUGCCAAUCGAAUCGGCCCUCCUGAGCGCCGGGCUGUGGACGCUUGUGGACGCAAUCGGAGCAGUUACGCUUGUGCAGAUCUGGCGCACGCGUCAGCCCGCUGCCUCCAAGUGGUCUGGCCGCGACCAUAUCGUUGCUCUUCUGUAUCUCUUCAAUCCAUACACGCUGUUGUCGUGCCUCGCACGAUCCACAACGUCCCUCGACAAUGCCAUGGUCCUGUAUGCCAUCGCCAGCACCUACAUGGGCAGGGGCGGGGGGGCGAUGGCCGCCCUGGCCCUCGCGACACAGACGUCGCUGUAUCCCGUCAUCCUGCUCCCCCCUCUCCUCCUGGUGCUGAAGCAGCUUGGGGCACCCACGUCGAAACUGCUGUCCUACGCCCUCGUAUACGCCGGCACACUCGGCGUCCUCGCCGGCCUCGCGACCGCGGCGUGCACCCCGUCCUGGGUGGCGCGUACGUGGGGUGUCAUCCUCUCGGCCAGCGACCUCACCCCGAACGUCGGCAUGUGGUGGUACUUCUUCACGGAGAUGUUUGACCAUUUCCGCACAUUCUUCCGCGGCGUGUUCCAGCUCCACAUGCUCAUCUACAUCGCGCCGUUGUGCCUCCGCCUCCCUGAUCCAAGGCAGGCAGUCCUCAUCCUCGUCGGAGCCAUGGCGACGUGGAAGAGCUACCCCACCCUCGGGGACAUGGCGCUCUGGGCCGGCCUCCUCAGCUGCUACCCCGACUACGUCUCCAAUCUCAACCAUCCUCUUUUCUCCCUUACGGUGCACCUCUACACAGCGAUUCUGUUACCAUUGUUGCACACUCUUUGGCUGCUCACAGGCGCGGGCAACGCCAACUUCUUCUACGCCGCCACCAUGGUGUAUGGGCUUAAUGCGACGCUCGCGAUCGCCGACGUGCUCGGUGCCAUGAUCAGUCUCGACACGAAGAGGCAACUCAUGGACCUCAUCCCCGGCAAGUACAAGCAGUACAACCCGCCGGCCGACUCGGGCGAAGUCAUCCAGGUCGACUUCCCGCCCAACUGGACCGUUACCCAGCUUGCCAGCUUAGAAUAG